GUGAGCAGGGGCUAUAAAUCCCACGGGUGAGCUCUCCAGCCACCCUUUGGGGAAAGGCAAACGGCUGUGGGGAGCACUUGGGACCUGCCUUCAGUGAACCAUGGGGCUCAGCGAUCAGGAAUGGCAGCAGGUCCUGACCAUCUGGGGAAAGGUGGAGUCCGACCUCGCCGGCCAUGGCCAUGAAGUUUUAAUGAGGCUCUUUCAGGACCACCCUGAGACCUUGGAUCGUUUUGAAAAGUUCAAAGGCCUGAAGACCCCUGAUCAGAUGAAGGGCUCUGAAGAUCUGAAGAAACAUGGAGUUACUGUCCUUACCCAGCUGGGCAAAAUCCUGAAGCAGAAGGGUAACCAUGAGUCGGAGUUGAAGCCCCUGGCUCAAACCCAUGCCACCAAGCACAAAAUUCCUGUCAAAUAUCUAGAGUUCAUUUCUGAAGUCAUUAUCAAGGUCAUUGCUGAAAAACAUGCCGCAGACUUUGGGGCUGAUUCCCAGGCUGCGAUGAAGAAGGCCCUGGAGCUGUUCCGAAAUGAUAUGGCCAGCAAGUACAAGGAGUUCGGUUUCCAGGGUUAGCACAUACGCACAGAGGGACACCACGAUGGAGGCCUGGCCAUGCAUCUUAGAGUAGCUUCCCCAGCACUGUUUUGGACAUCUCACAAUUGGCCAUCCAAGAUGUGUGGGAAAGCUUUGAUGAGAGGCCAAGAGUUGCUCCAGGCAGUGUAGAGGCACUCAGAGUGAUACCCGUGAUAAACCAUUGUUUCCUGGCUUUAUGUAUACAAGAGAAAUAAUCUGCUUUCUUAGGAAAAAUAGUGUAAGAGGUUAUCUGUGAGCUUCUGCCUAUCCCUAUCCCCUUUUUCUUUCCCUCUCCCCCCAACCCCAGCCUUAUCCAAGAGGGGAAUGGCAUGGCCAGAGAUGAAGGGAUGUGGACGAACAAGGGAAGUGUUGAGGAGUGUGGUGAAUGAGAGGGUGAAGGGAUGACGCAAAUGGUAUGAAAGGGAUGUCAGGAUGGGAAGCAGAGGCACAGUGUCCCAUUCCUCCCACAGGUGAGACUGAUAGGAGGUUACUGUGGACAGCUUCCAGCACAGUAUUACCUUGCUUUGUGGGGGUGAAUGCAGCCAGUUGGUCUCCAGGGUCUGUCAGCUUGGAAACUUGCACUAUUUGCUAAACUCAUGUUAGCAAAACUCUAAAGAGCAGUACUCCCUGCAAUCUGUAGGUUUCUGGCAGCCACCGCUACGCGUCCAAAGUUCUGUUGCACUGGGAAGUAAAGUAUGUGUUUCUCAGAAAAUAAAAAUUCCUGCACCAGU
Chroicocephalus ridibundus (black-headed gull) is the source of this 1296-nucleotide messenger RNA. RefSeq names its product myoglobin (gene MB). Lineage: Eukaryota; Metazoa; Chordata; Aves; Charadriiformes; Laridae. Gene Ontology annotation, molecular function: heme binding; oxygen binding. Gene Ontology annotation, cellular component: extracellular exosome. Gene Ontology annotation, biological process: oxygen transport. The record is from RefSeq and is a predicted model, not a curated record. The coding region runs from base 101 to 565 and encodes 154 amino acids. The transcript has 3 exons.